Messenger RNA from Tripterygium wilfordii, 1070 nucleotides. Its product is annotated as glycine-rich protein A3-like. The transcript is spliced from 3 exons. The record is from RefSeq and is a predicted model, not a curated record. NCBI's taxonomy places the organism in Eukaryota, Viridiplantae, Streptophyta, Magnoliopsida, Celastrales, Celastraceae. Bases 190 to 753 code for a protein of 187 amino acids.
UUGUUUCGCAGUCAGACGCGUCUAAGGCACGCAUGAAAGCCGAUAAGAACGUGUUUUCUUCUCCGCGGACAACAAACAGAGCGAAUUCUCUUUAUAUAAAGCUGAAAUCUUUGCGACUCUGGAAGAUUUUCUCUUAAUAUUAGUGGAACCCUAUUCGUUUUUGUAGCAUCACUUUCAAGCUAAAGAAAAAUGGGAGGUGGAAAGAACAAGGAUCAUGAUGAGAAAGGAUUGUUUUCAAAUCUUGCUGGAUAUGCAGCUGGACACGCUGGUGGUUAUCCUCAUGGUGGAUAUGGUGGAUAUCCACCGCAUGGAUACCCUCCUCAGGGUUAUCCUCCACAAGGCUACCCACCGGCUGGAUAUCCUCCUCCUGGUGGUUACCCACCUGCCGGAUAUCCUCCCCCAGGUGGUUAUCCUCCCUCAGCACCAUAUCCUCCACCAGGUGGUUAUCCUCAUGGUGGUUAUCCCCCUGGGGGUUAUCCUGGUCCAUCAGCUCCACAUCAUUCAGGGCACGGAUCUGGUGGUAUGGGAGCACUGAUUGCUGGAGGUGCGGCAGCUGCUGCUGCGGCAUAUGGGGCUCACCAUCUUUCACACGGUGCUCACUAUGGCGGGGGCUACUACGGCCACGGCCACGGCCAUGGAAAGUUCAAACAUGGAAAGUUCAAGCAUGGGAAGUACGGUAGACAUGGUAUGUUUGGAAGGCACAAAGGCAUGUUCGGGAAGCACAAGGGAAAAAUGUUUAAGAGAUGGAAGUGACACUACUGCCUCGAUCUGCUACUACAUCUGAGCAGACUAUAAGCAGCUUUCUGGCAAUUCGACAAUUCUAUCAGUGUUUGCUUCUGGUUUUCUCGUUUCCUAGUAAAUCCAGGUUUUAAAUAAACCCAGAGUGCAUUUUAUAACUACAGUUUCUUUAUAUGAUGUUGUUUACAAUAUAUGAAGACGUCAAAUAUGCUUUUUAGCAGUGCAACCUGUUUGGUUCGCCAUUAUUUUUCAAUAUUCAAUCAUUCUGUUGCUGGAGAGAGGCUUUAUAUGGGGAACUUGAUGCCAUAUUCAAUUAGGAGAAUUUUUCCCCC